Molecule: messenger RNA, 2553 nt
Organism: Ostrea edulis (European flat oyster)
Lineage: Eukaryota; Metazoa; Mollusca; Bivalvia; Ostreida; Ostreidae
Product: cadherin EGF LAG seven-pass G-type receptor 2-like
Exons: 16
Coding region: 279-2375 (698 amino acids)
Biological process (GO): homophilic cell-cell adhesion
Cellular component (GO): cell-cell junction; plasma membrane
Molecular function (GO): calcium ion binding
Source: RefSeq, a predicted model, not a curated record
UAUUGUCAAUUUCUAACGCAUAUCGACGUUUAUUUAGUUUUUCAAUGGGAAUUCUAAAUAAUUUAACUCUUUUGAGGCCCGCAUCACAAUGCUUCCAACGUCUUAGCACCUUUCAUAAAGCAUUUAAAUCUCAACCAUUAAGGGAAAGUAGCUUGCAUUCAAGACAUUAAAUGAUGCCCGAACUCUCUUGAAAAUGACUUCAAGUGAUAUUUGAAAAAUUGAGAGAGAAAUUGAGGAAAAAAAACCUGUAAAAUAUACAGAUAUCGUCAGCAUUAGAAAUGGAGAGACAGUUAAUGAAGUCCCUGCUAUUUUGUAUUGUGUCGUUUAUUCUUCUUCACAGAUGCCGCGGAGCAGCUCCUCUGUUCGGUGGACUGCCGACGUCCGUCACAGUGGGUGAGCAGGAAACAGAAGACAUACUGAUCUACACCCUUACGGUCACGGAUGGUGAUAACGACCCGUUUAACUGCGAUAUCUUAUCGUCUACUCCUGCUGCAGCUCCCUUUAGGGUUCUAAAGGAUCCCGGCACAAACAAAUUCGGAGUGUAUACAAAUUCCCCAGCGUUCAACUUCGCUACCAAUCCGCUGUACACGCUUACGAUCGAAUGUGACGAUAAUACCGGGAACAAGCCAACAGCGGUGCUUUCAGUGGACAUCCUUGACGGAGACCGCAUAUCCUUCGAUAAUAUUCCAGCUACAACUACACACGCAGCUUUAACCACUGGAGACAACGCCGCUAUUUUUGAUGUGGACGCCACCGAUCUGCUAAAUCAUGUACCGCUGACGUACACGAUGACGAGCAUUCCCUCCACAACGAGUUUUAAAAUAGAUGGAACUACUGGAGCUGUUACAACAGCCCGAGAACUUAAAUUCGAAACUAAUGCCGCCAUUGACUUGUAUGUAACGGUGUCCGACAGUUCUAUCUCCGUCACAGAGAAACUCAGAGUCCAACUGACAAAUCUCAAUAAUGUGCCAUCAUUUACCAACUUGCCUGCAACAAUAAGCGUAAAUGAAAACACUGCAUCUGGUACAGUUCUAUAUACUCUGACGUCAUAUGAUGCUGACGCGGGCGCAACGUUGUCUUAUAGUAUGACGGUAACUCCACCCGCAGAUGCUGGGAAAUUCACAUUUGCAACGAACACUCUACAGCUGUCCUUGACCGCUGGACAGUCAUUUGACUACGAAACAAGGAGUUCCUAUACAGUGUCAUUCACUGUGACAGAUACCAUGGCAACAACGGGACCUAUUGACCUUACGGUCAAUAUUAACAACAUCAACGAAGCGUGUUAUUUCGACAAGUCGUAUUACUAUGUCACUCUUGCUGAAGCCUCGGCUGGAAGUGUAAAUUAUAAUCCGAACUUUCUUGUUCGAGACUACGAUGGUGCAGCAACUUAUUCAUUGUCAUUUGCAGCAGGAAACAACAGCAAUAGAUUCUCCAUCGACUCCAGCAGUGGAAUUGUAUCGUUUGCCGUGAACUAUGACAUUGAUAACAACGCCAUGCCGUCUAACGUCAUUUUGACCGUGGUAUGCACGGAUUCCACCAGCGUAACAGGAACUGCUAAAGUAGAGAUCACGGUCACGGACGUGAAUGACAAUGCUCCAUCAUUUCCUCAGACGAGUUACAGCAUUAAUGUAGACCAGUACACCACGGCUGGCUCCCUAGUGGGGACCAUAGCGCCGACAGACCCCGACUCCGGCGUCAAUGGCGAGUUCUCGUGCGCCGGAACUUCAACAGCAACAUCAGCUACAACCUAUUACUCCAUUGGAGCAGACUGUGGAGUUUAUCUUUUGUCAUCCCCAUCUGGAAACUUGGCUUAUGGAUCGAUUUCCAGAUUUACAAUUACGGCAGUUGAUAAAGGGUCACCAGCUCUCACGGGAACUACGUAUGUGGACAUUAUCUACAAAGAAACCACGACAACCACCACCACAACGACCGCAGCGCCAUCUACCUACAACUUCUGGGAUGACAGUGGUGCUGUAGCAGCAUUCUCUAUUGCCAUGAUAUUAGGUGCCCUUCUGCUCGCUGGACUGUUAUACUAUCUACUCCGCUGCUGCUACACUGGCAUGUGUUGUGGACCAGAUCCAUGUGAUUUCAUGGAAUGUUGCAGACGCCUUGACAGACCUCGGACACAGAGAAGAUUAGUAACCCCUGAAAAACCCAGAAGACAAAAGAGGGAUGAUUUUGACUAUUGGAGAGAAGACAGCGACUAUGGGUCUGAACCUCCAUCGAGAAAGCCAACCCCAGUGCGCGUUCAUGGACCACGUGAAUACAAGGAUUUGCCCAAUAGCAAUGGUAACAGGUUAACACCCACGGACAUCCAGUUACAGCCUCGCCGACUCAUGUCUUCACGGGCGCCCCUCGCCGUCUCCUACUACUGAUCAUCAACACUGAUCUUAAGACAUAAUUUGCAUAACACUUGUAGCAGUUUGUACAGUUUUAAUUUUGUAUUGCUAAUCUAAACAUUGAAGCGUUGUUACAGGGAUUUUCCUCGUCAUUUGUAGAUUUAUUCAUCAUUUACAUCGUUGAUUGUUGUUGUUGAAAUAAAAGUCAGUGCAA